This is a messenger RNA of Aspergillus ruber CBS 135680, 436 nucleotides long. RefSeq lists its product as uncharacterized. The coding region runs from base 1 to 417 and encodes 138 amino acids. NCBI's taxonomy places the organism in Eukaryota, Fungi, Ascomycota, Eurotiomycetes, Eurotiales, Aspergillaceae. The transcript has a single exon. The record is from RefSeq and is a predicted model, not a curated record.
AUGCCAAGUCAUGGUAUCAUUUUUGCAACCUCCAACUUCAAGGCGCAUGACCUCAAUGAUGAAAAGGAUCAGCUCCCUGCUUCAGAGCUUAUGAUGCAAGUCUGGGAUGAGGUAGCCGGUUCCAAGAAAGACGACCUCAAAUGGGUGGUUCGCUCUCAUAUUGUCAACGAGGGAACACAGAGUAUCAUCUCGGAGGCGCUCAAGAAGCUUAGCUCUGGAGAGAAGCAGCUGACUCAGGUCACCCAGGAUUGCGACAAGGAGGUAUUUCAAGCAUUGUCAGGCACUCCUAACUGCAAGGGCAUGUAUCCCACCCUUGCCUUUCACGAGGGAACUCAGAACAAGAGGGUGACCGAUCUUUAUGUCUGGGAUGAGGGUGGCCAGAACUACUUCAUCGCUAUGAAGAUUGGAAACAAAUAGAUAUGGUAAUGAAACAUUG